AUGAAAUUGGGACUGCUUCAGUUUCUCAGUCUUGCGCUAUCUCUUACUCCUCUGUCUUUGGUUGAAUUCAACUUGGCGUUUCACUCUCUCCCGCCUUUUCACUCACUCAAUUCACCUGUGUCCUCCUUCUUCACUCACAGUUCUGGCUCUCUCUCACUGUCUCUGUCGACUGCCCUUCUCUCCCCCAAACCCUUGUUUGUCGGGUCGCAAAGUCCAUCUCAAAGGUAA
This is a messenger RNA of Prunus armeniaca (apricot), 228 nucleotides long. Lineage: Eukaryota; Viridiplantae; Streptophyta; Magnoliopsida; Rosales; Rosaceae. The record is from the annotation of a GenBank genome assembly.